UGCACCUGCCGUAGUUCCAGCUUCCUGUUUUCAUUUGCCCCAGUUUGUCAUACGAUGAAGGCGUUCCUUGCACCUUAGUUCACUGCGAUUAGUAGUUUUAAACUUUAAAGGUCUAUCCAAACCCUACAAAAUGUCAUCCAAUAGUGGUAUUCAAAUCCCCAGCCGGCUGCCUUUGCUGUGCACUCAUGAUGGAGUGCUGUUACCGGGCUCGACCAUGAGAAUCAGCGUCGACACGGCGAGAAACAUGCAGUUAGUCAAGAGCAGACUGCUGAAGGGCACCUCGCUAAAAAGCACCAUCAUCGGGGUUAUACCUAACACCAGAGACCCCGAGCACGACAGCGAUGAGCUCCCGUCCUUACAUAGUAUUGGCACAGCAGGACUGGCAGUCCAGGUUGUGGGCAGCAACUGGCCAAAACCGCACUACACAUUGCUCAUUACGGGAUUGUGUCGUUUUCGUGUGACCCAGCUGCUGAGAGAGAGACCCUUCCCCGUGGCCGAGGUGGAACAGCUUGACAAACUGGAGCAGUACACAGAGGGAGAUCAGGCUGAUGGAGAGCUGGGGGAGCUGUCGCUGAGGUUCCAUCAGGCGGCUCUACAGCUGGUUGGGAUGUUGGACAUGUCAGUACCUGUGGUGGCUAAACUCAGGAGGCUGUUGGACAGUCUGCCCAGAGAAACCCUACCGGAUGUCCUGGCCUCCAUGAUCCGCACUUCCAACAAAGAGAAACUGCAGGUGCUAGAUGCAGUAGACUUGGAAGAACGGUUUAAGAAGGCUCUUCCUCUGCUCACCAGACAAAUCGAGGGGCUCAAGUUGCUGCAAAAGACCCGCAAACGCAGACCUGACGAUGACAAGAGAGUGUUGGCCAUCCGUAAAGGUGGUGUGUUCCCAGGCCGUCAGUUCUCGCUGGAUGAGGAGGCAGAGGAUGAAGAUGGAGAUGACACGGCUAUGCUGGAGAAGAAGGUGAAGGCAGCAGCUAUGCCGGAAGCAGCACUGCGUGUGUGUCUCAAGGAGCUAAAACGAUUAAAAAAGAUGCCACAGUCCAUGCCAGAGUAUGCCCUCACCCGCAACUAUCUGGAGAUGAUGGUAGAGCUUCCCUGGAGCAAGAGCACUACAGAUUGCCUGGACAUCCCUGCGGCGCGGGUGCUCUUGGAUAAUGAUCACUAUGCCAUGGAGAAGCUGAAGAGAAGGGUGCUGGAGUAUCUGGCAGUGCGGCAGCUCAAGAGCACCCUUAAGGGUCCCAUACUGUGUUUUGUGGGACCCCCUGGUGUGGGAAAGACCAGCGUUGGGCGUUCCAUUGCGCGCACUCUGGGUCGAGAGUUCCAUCGCAUCGCCUUAGGAGGAGUCUGUGAUCAGUCUGACAUCCGUGGCCACAGACGCACGUACGUGGGUAGCAUGCCUGGUCGCAUUAUAAAUGGACUGAAGACUGCUGGGGUAAACAAUCCUGUCUUUUUAUUGGACGAGGUGGACAAACUGGGGAAGAGCCUGCAGGGAGAUCCUGCUGCCGCCCUGCUGGAGGUUCUGGACCCGGAGCAGAACCACAGCUUCACCGACCAUUACCUCAACGUGCCGUUUGACCUCUCACAAGUCCUCUUCAUCGCCACAGCAAACACCACGGCCACCAUCCCCCCUGCCUUACUGGACAGAAUGGAGGUCCUCCAGGUGCCAGGAUACACCCAGGAGGAGAAGGUAGAAAUCGCCCAUCGGCACCUGAUCCCUCAUCAGCUGGAGCAGCACGGACUGACCCCACAACAGCUCCAGAUCCCACAGGACACCAUAAAGGAUAUCAUCAGCAAGUACACACGGGAGGCAGGCGUGCGCUCUUUGGAGAGGAAGAUCGGGGCCAUCUGUCGAGCGGUGGCUGUGAAGGUCGCUGAAGGUCAUAAGGUCUCUAGAGCAGAGUCCCCCACUGAACAACAUGCAGGUAAAACUGGGACUUCUUCAUCUCACACAUCAUUGUUGUUUACGGCUGGAAUUACACCAGCUCCCCCAGCUCUGCUUCAGUCGUAGACUCAGGAUUGAUGGUCGUAGCCUUUGGGCAAAGAUAAAACAGUCUGUUCCAGUGUGCUCUUUCCCCCACUGAACAACAUGCAGGUCUCGGAGCGACUGACCCUGCCAGGUGUGGCGAUCGGGCUGGCCUGGACUCCGAUGGGUGGAGAGAUCAUGUUUGUGGAGGCCAGUCGUAUGGAAGGAGAAGGUCAGCUGACUCUGACGGGACAGCUGGGCGAUGUCAUGAAGGAAUCGGCCCAUUUAGCCAUCAGCUGGCUCCGCAGCAAUGCCAAAACCUACCUCCUUACUACUGGCAGCGCUGAUCCUCUGGAGGGUACCGAUAUCCACUUGCACUUCCCAGCAGGUGCCGUUACCAAGGACGGACCCUCCGCCGGUGUUACAAUAGUAACGUGCCUGGCUUCGCUGUUGAGUGGGCGGCUGGUGCGCUCUGAUGUGGCCAUGACUGGAGAGAUCACUCUGAGAGGACUGGUGCUGCCGGUGGGAGGUAUAAAGGAUAAAGUCUUAGCAGCUCAUCGAGCCAAUCUGAAACGAGUUAUCGUCCCCAAGCGCAAUGAGAAAGAUCUGGAGGAGAUACCUGCCCAUGUGCGAGCUGACCUGGAUUUUGUUUUCGCCAGCACUCUGGAUGAAGUCCUGAAAGCGGCCUUUGAUGGCGGUUUUCCCACAGCUGUCAGUCAUCCACAAGUUGUCAGCAAACUCUGAGAUUGUAGCUGCUAGACAAACUCGUGAGCUUGAGACUUUGUUUUUCCUCAUAGGAAGCUAAACUCUAAGCACUGAAUACUAGCAAACCAGCUUUAUGCAAGCCGAUAUUAAUUUUCCUCUAAUUCGUUUAUGAUUUAAUUACAGAUGAUCCUUGUUGACAUAUUGUAGGAGUAUAGUUUUGUUCCUGUAGAACUUACAACAAAAGUUUAACUGACAAUUUUUCAGAUGUUGAUUCUGUAGAUAAUUAUACAAAUA
Molecule: messenger RNA, 2959 nt
Organism: Sinocyclocheilus grahami
Lineage: Eukaryota; Metazoa; Chordata; Actinopteri; Cypriniformes; Cyprinidae
Gene: lonp2
Product: lon peptidase 2, peroxisomal
Exons: 15
Biological process (GO): protein catabolic process; protein quality control for misfolded or incompletely synthesized proteins
Molecular function (GO): ATP-dependent peptidase activity; serine-type endopeptidase activity; ATP binding
Source: RefSeq, a predicted model, not a curated record